AUGCCAUCCACAAAGCAGCAGCGCGCACGCCGCCAGACCGCACCAUCUGGCCCGCCGCGGAAGCCAACCGCCCACGAAACACAGCCGAACCUCGAGACAACACAGGAACAAUCAGCUGGCGUUCUGCAAUGGAGCAUACCCAAUUGGAAAAGUGAGCUUGAGUUCUCUAAGUGGCUCAAUGACGUUCAGGAUGACUUGAUCGAGGAGAGCUACGAUCAAUACCAGACGUGCUUGGAUGAACUACAGCAAUCGCGCGAGCACAUUGACGAAAUCUUAACGAAUACCCUGACCCUCCUUGAUGACCUCUCCAGCCUGUCGGAAUCUUUCAAAUCCGUCGAGUCGCAAACCUCCAACUUCGAGAAACAAUGCGAGGGGCUUCUCUCUGCGCAGGAGCGAGAUACAAAGCUUGCAAAUGGCAUACAGACCAAUCUUCAUUACUAUGAUUUCUUGGAUCCUGCCUCAAGGCGGCUCAAUGCCCCAGGAGCUGGAAAUACGGUUCGCGAUCCGGAGUUUUCUGGCAUGCUCCGCCGCCUCGAUGUCUGCUUGGAUUACAUGGAAACGCAUCCUGAGCAAAAGGAGGCGGAAGUUUAUCGCUCUCGAUACCGGCUUCUCUUGACACGCGCCCUCACGCUGAUCCGAGGCAACUUCGUGUCUUCACUUCGAGAUAUCUACCAAAGUGUCUCAAAGAAAAUUUCGGAUCAGUCACUGAACGAUGCCGCCCUGUCGGCUCUUCUUUAUGCUAAAUUCAGGGUCGGGGCUCCAGAGCUGAAGCAGAUUGGAGUGGAAAUUCAGAAGCGAGCGGUGCCGCCGCUAAACCCAAACCAGAACAAUGAGGCAGAGUACCAGAGCCUGAUGAAUGAGCUGCAUACCAACUACUCAGCGACCCGGGCACGGCUCAUCAUACCCCUGGCCCGCAAAAAGCUCAAUGAAAUCAUGCAGACACCCAGUUCAUCGAAAGACCUGAUGGCGUUUGCUCGGGCAAGUAUCAGCUACAUCCGCGGAUUGUGCCUGGAUGAAUUCGACUUAUGGGGCGAAUGGUUUCAUGGCCAGGGAGGACUGUAUGACUUCCUUGAAACCAUUUGCGAGCCUCUCUACGAUCAUCUCCGUCCCCGGAUCAUCCACGAGACCGACAUUCGCAAGCUUUGUCAACUCUGCACGCUACUACAGACUCGAUACUUUCUGGAUCCCGAAGAAGAGCCAGAACAAGCUGAUGUGAACCAGCUCGACUUUUCUAUUCUGAUUCAGCCUGCUCUGCAAGACGUCCAGACUCGACUAGUCUUCCGGGCCCAGGCGGUUCUUCGUGAUGAAAUUGAGAGAUACAAGCCUCGCCCGGAGGACAUUGAUUAUCCCAUGUACAGUAAACAAGUAUCGCUUACCGUGACGGAUACUCAAAUCUCUGGAAAGAAGGAUACAUCUGCGGAUACUAUGAUCGACAUGACCAAAUCUACCAAAGAGGGUGACGAUACUACGGCUCCUUCGGAGCAUGAUGGGAAUUGGGACUUCGAGACACAAUCUGCGCUUAAGGGAUGGUAUCCCACCUUGCGAAAGGCUAUCUGGCUUCUCAGCCGGAUAUACCGUCUCGUAAAUUCCACCGUCUUCGACGAUCUCGCUCAUCAGAUCGUCCAUCAAACCACCUUAUCUCUUCAUAAUGCCAGUAAUCUCAUCUCAAGCAAAUCCACUGCAGCAGAUGGCCAACUCUUCCUCAUGAGCCAUCUCCUCAUCCUAAAGCAGCAGAUCGUGGCAUUCGAUAUCGAAUACGUCGCCCCAGAAGUGUCAUUUGACUUCUCCGGCGUAACGAGCACGUUCUGGGAGCUACGUGAGCGCGGCGGCCUCUUCAACCCGCGCAACCUGAUGCGCCUGGUCGGUCACGGCCUUCUUCCGCGCGUUGUAGAAAACAUGCUCGACGCUAAAGUCGAACUGGACGGCCGUCUCCGGACUGUGAUUAACGACUUUAUCAACGCUUACGCCUCUCGCAUGACAGCUUCCCUCCCCACCAAGUUUGUCGAUACCCGCAACCUGGAGCCCGGGGAACUGAUCCACCCUUCCUGCCACACCAUUGAGAAGGAGGUACCGGCUCUGCGCAAGAUCCUGAACGAGUAUAUUGACGAUACGCGAAUGAAAGAGACCCUCGUUGGCGCUGUGCAGGAUCGUACAAUCCAGGUCUACGAGGACUUCUUCGAUAAAUACACCUCAUCUGAGAAAGCCAAAGGCCACGCCCUCAGUAAAAAGGGCAAGGGCCGGGACGAUGCUAUCUGGAAUGUGGAGACCUUUGCUGAGUGGUGCGAAGGCGUUUUCCGAGUCGGCGUCGCGGGUCUCCAAUCAGAGCAGGUGGAUGGCCUUGAUGAGGACGACGAUGAUCUGUUGAGCACCAGCUCUUAG
This is a messenger RNA of Penicillium canariense, 2379 nucleotides long. Its product is annotated as Golgi transport complex subunit COG3. Bases 1 to 2379 code for a protein of 792 amino acids. Lineage: Eukaryota; Fungi; Ascomycota; Eurotiomycetes; Eurotiales; Aspergillaceae. The record is from RefSeq and is a predicted model, not a curated record. Gene Ontology annotation, biological process: intra-Golgi vesicle-mediated transport; cytoplasm to vacuole targeting by the Cvt pathway; Golgi organization. The transcript is spliced from 4 exons. Gene Ontology annotation, cellular component: cis-Golgi network; COG complex; membrane.